AACCCGCCGCUGUUGUGGAAAUGCAGACCAAUCACAAUGAACAGAGGAAGCAACAGACUCGUCGUGGUAAAUGUAAACGGUAGAAGUGUAGUGGCAUGAGUUUAAGGAAGCUUUCCCAGAAUAUGUGAGCAGUUACUGUACGGAUGAUGAACUGUCUUCAUUUUCCUGCUAACGUUACAUUCACAGGUUACUCCGACAUUAGCUUACAGUGGAAUAAGGUAAACAUGGUGAUUUUGUCAAGGACAGAGCAUGUUUUGCUAUGUCAGUCUCCAAGUACAUGAAACGUUUAGUAGAGUAUCUUUAUAUAAUUAUGCUGCCAUCCAUUUAUCACGGCAUAUGGAGAGCUGCUGUCCACACACUGAGGACAAGCAGAGGAAGUCCACCUUGCAGAUUCCUGUCCACCUCCGAUGGAGUCCCAGUUGGACUGGCUGAUGCUGAGACCAUCUUUGCAUUAUCAUCAGGUCAUGGCAGGUGUGGGGUGGCUGUGGUACGAGUCAGUGGUCCAGCCUCAGCUACAGCUCUGAGGUCUAUGGCUGGACUCACACGCAGCCUGCCUCCUCCACGCACCGCCCUGUUACGCAGAAUCACAGAUCCCCAAUCCAAAGAAGUGCUGGACCGCGGACUUGUCUUCUGGUUCCCAGCUCCUCACAGUUUCACAGGAGAGGACAGUGUCGAGUUCCACAUCCACGGCGGCCCUGCUGUCAUUACUGCUGUCUUACAGGCUCUAGGAAGUGUGCCUGGCAUGAGGCCUGCUGAAGCUGGAGAAUUCACACGGAGAGCCUUUCAAGCAGGGAAACUGGGUUUAACAGAGGUGGAGGGGCUCGGAGAUCUGAUCCAUGCUGAGACCGAGGCUCAGAGGAGACAGGCUCUCAGGCAGAUGUCAGGAGAGCUGGGACGCCUUUAUCAGGACUGGAGCCACAAACUGAAACGGUGUCUGGCUCAUGUUGAGGCCUUCAUAGACUUCAGUGAGGAUGAGCUCAUUGAGGAUGGGGUCUUAAACCAAGUGGACAGAUCAGUGUGUGAUCUACAAGCAGAGAUGGAGCAACAUCUAAAAGAUGAGAGGAGGGGCGAGCGGCUACGCAGUGGAGUCCAGGUGGUCAUCGCAGGAGCCACCAAUGCAGGGAAAAGUAGCCUGCUUAACACACUCUGCCAGCGACCUGCAGCCAUUGUGUCUCCCAUUGCUGGCACCACCAGGGACGUAGUAGAGACGGCACUGGACAUCGGCGGAUUCCCUGUCCUCUUGAGUGACACAGCCGGUCUCCGAGACAGCCCGGACCUGGUGGAGAGAGAGGGGGUCCGCCGAGCUCGGGAAAGAGUGGAGCAGGCAGAUCUGACUCUGGUGGUUGUGGACUGUGCUCAUCUCCCAUCUGGUGCACAGCAGGCGACAGCCUUCCUUCAGGGACACCUCAGAAGUGUCCUGCCCACCCAGGAGCAGCCUGACACAGUAUUUCCUGCCAACAGGUUUCUCCUGGUGCUGAAUAAAACUGACCUGUUGCCUCAGGAGCAGAGGCAGGCGCUGGAUGGGGAGCUGAGACGGUGCUCUGGACUCCCUCCUGUUUGUCUGAUCUCUUGCCACACUAAUGAAGGACUGCAGGACUUCCUCACAGUGCUGCACAGUAGUGUCAAGACUCUGUGUGGCGAUCCUCUGUCUGGUGCCCCCACCCUGACCCAGGCCCGCCACAGGGUCCACCUGCAGCAGUGUUUUGCAGCCCUGGUCCAGUACCAGCGGUACCGUGACAUCGACCUCGCUCUGGCAGCCGAGGGUGUCCGGUUGGCUCUCACCAGCCUAGGCCGGAUCACUGGCCGGGUCGGGGCUGAGGAGAUCCUGGAUAUCAUCUUCAAAGACUUCUGCAUUGGAAAAUAGUCACAUGAGUAGCAGUGAAAACAUGAAAUACACGUAAUACUAGCCUGUUAGGAGAGGAAGGCUGCAUUCUUGUUUGGAGUGUCUGUAAAGAAAAUGGGACAAAAAGGGCACAGCUUCGGCAUUGUGCCAGGCAUCGAGGCACAGCAAGACUAAAACAAAUGUAAUUCUUGUUCUUGGCUACAGGAUCACUCUGCUCCCAAGACACAGAAAUGUUUGUUUUCUGUUAAUGCUUUUUUAACAGAUUGAAGUUGUUUUAACGUGAUGACAGGUGCCUCAGAGGCCCCAUAUGCUGGACAAGUAUUUGGCAAGUCUUGAGUCAUAAUUUUAAAAUAUUUUUUGCAAGCCUUUGAUAGGUGAAUAUUGGGCUCUUGGGUCGCAACAUAACAGCCAAGAUCAUUUAAAAUAAAGCCAGCCCCAGACAUCUGCAAGGUCAUGGACAAGGUCAAGUUUGGAUGUUUACUUGUACUGCAGGACAAUGAAGAUUUUUUUGGCGGGGAGAGCUGGUAUCAUUUCAGCUGUACCCCUUUGUGUGUGUAUCCAUAUGUAGUAAAUUCACACAGUGAUGCCUGAAACUUGAGAUAACUCAAAUCCUUGUAACAUUUUGAUGAGAAAUCGUAUUACUUUAAAUGGAUUAUUUGUUGUAUUAUACAGUAUAUGCAAUUAUGGGUCUUCUAUGCAUGCUUGUAUGCAAUAUAUACAGGCUGUCACAUUUAUUUCCAUAGCAAAAAAUGUACCUGUGACAUUGUCCACAUGACUUUAAAAUUUAGACAGUUAUUUCAUACACAUUUAAUACAUGGGAUCUUUGAUGUGGAAUAAAUAGGAAAAGGUGUUUUUGUAACAAAUCAGGUUUAUCUCCUGUAUCAGACAGACAGAACAAAUCUUAGAAAGAAGGGCAGAUAUUCUUUUGUUUGUUUUUUUUACAAGUACGGGGCAGCGCAUUGCCAUUAUGACACAUUGCCAUUAUUUAGCUGCUAAAGGCACCACUACUGAAUGUUCACCGCUAACUUUAUCUGUCUACUGUUGUCUACUACACACAUGCUGUGUUGCAUAGAGAGAUUUUAAAAAGCAUAGAGUAAACCAAAACAGUAAAGUUGUGGGCAGUAAAGCCACCAAGCUGAAAGACGAUAAAAUUCUCUGUAGAGCUGCGGAGUCGGUGAUAAUUCUCACUACAAGCAUCCCGUCUCAUAUUUGAUCCAUUGCUAAUAUAGAAAAUAUUUAUUAGUGCAGCUUUAAAUUACAAAGUACAAUAGAGUUUUACGUUAUUGCACGUGUAAAGAUACAUCAGCUUGUUAGUCUUAGCAAAAUUGUGUAAGGCUUUAGUAAAGGCACAUCAAGCACAUAAUUGCAUGCAGUUUAAUGGUGUCACAUACCACAUUCACAUGUUCAUAAUACCCUCAUCACAUGAAAGUUUUUUCCCUGAAAUCAAUAUUACCCAUUCUUACAAAGAUUGAAUUGGUGAGGUCUAAUUUCUUGCUGCACUGUAGCUGAUGUCACAUUGAGUAUAAGUUUGUACUCUAUGGGUUCUGAUUAAUUCCAGUGUAAAUUCCAUUUUAGUCCAGCUCCCAUCACAAAGCACAACAUAAUAGACAUAGAGUAUGUAAAGAAAGUCAGAGUUACCCAGCUCCCGACUGCUCUGUGGGAAAGGGAUAUUUUUCGAGGCGAUGGUCUCUGUGCCCUUUGUUUCCCUGUCAAUCUGGCCUCGAUCAAAUAUUUAUGUUUCCUUGUUGAACUCCUCACCCUUCUUCCCCAGUUGGUUUCAUCUCUCCCAGUCUCUGACGACAUUUACUCUGCUGUACACCAGCAUAAGUGCCUGUCUCUCUGCCUUUUUGUCUCUCUCCACUCCGAUUCUGCUACUUGACCUUUCCUCUUUCCGCACUGCUCUGUCAGCCUUUUUGUCCCCUUUCAUGUUGUCCCUGAUUAAUUACAACACAGGGGUGUUUAAGCUAAAAGUGGGACUUGCUGUCAUACAAAUUAGAGGCAGUAAACAGCCUGGUUCGUCUUUGAAGUAGUGCCUGUGUGUGAUACCCUUUGAAUCAUAAUGUUUACCACAACUGUGAAAAUGUGUUGGAUAUUGCACUAUUACUUAUAUUAUUAUAUUGUAUUAUACUGUACAUACUUAUCAACCACUAAAACCACUUUGGUACUUAUUUUUAGCUUUUAUACUUAUAUCCACUUUGUACUUAAUUUAUCUUAUCUUACCUGUAUUAUAGCGUAUUAUAUUUUGAUUUGCUUAGUACCUCUAUUCCUUCUAUUCUCAAGUGUGCGUUGACGUGAUAGUGAGCAGCUGUAAUGAAAGAGUUUCCCCUCGGGGAUCAAGAAGGUAUUUCUAAUUCUGAUAGUAUUUGCCAAUACAAUACUUGUUUUUUGUAUAACAAUACCAAAACAAUACUUUAAUACCUUUCUUGGAGAAAAAUAAACAUGUUUUGACGAUCGCUGCACCA
Molecule: messenger RNA, 4305 nt
Organism: Siniperca chuatsi (mandarin fish)
Lineage: Eukaryota; Metazoa; Chordata; Actinopteri; Centrarchiformes; Sinipercidae
Gene: gtpbp3
Product: GTP binding protein 3, mitochondrial
Exons: 11
Coding region: 260-1864 (534 amino acids)
Biological process (GO): tRNA wobble uridine modification; tRNA methylation
Cellular component (GO): cytoplasm; mitochondrion
Molecular function (GO): GTP binding; protein binding; GTPase activity
Source: RefSeq, a predicted model, not a curated record